AUGAGAAAAUGCCCUUUUUUGGGUGAACUGACAGCGCGCCCGUCCGAACUUGGCCCGACAGGUGGAAAGACUCCACCGGUUUCACGGUGUCAACACGGCACCGGGAUCAUUUUUUCAUUUUUUUGGGGAAGGAUUGGAUAUUUAUCCCAUGACAUUCUGAAAAGAUCCGAGUCAAGCAUCAAAACAUAUCAAAAGCAUUCGAAAGCCAUCUAUUUCUAUCCUAUUUCUAUCCUGUGUUUAUAUAUUCUAAUCACGUUUAAUCUGUGUUUGAUCCACGAUUUCAGCGCUGAUAGGGACGGACGCAAAGCGCGAAAAGCAUCUUGGGCGCCAUGGCCAGCCCGGAAGUCGCGUUGUCACGGAGGAGUUCCUAGGGAAAUUGCCAUGAUUUGGGCACAUGUGCAGAAGGGUACCAUCAACACCCACUACACGCCGGAGAUGAUAAAAUGGGAAGAGACGCCGGCAUCGCAUAGCGCCACCCCACGCCAGGGGUCAAUCCCCGCCCUGACAGCCCCGCGACCACCCACAGCGGAGUGUCCGCCGCAACGCACGCCGCGGCUGAAGCAACAUGUCAUCUCUCCGGCGCGUUUGGGCCACAGUAUCCACAUCAACAAGACCGGCUUCCUGGAGGAUCGGGCUGCCACGGCCCGCGGUGGGAGCAGGCGAGGCUUGGAGAACACAGCACCUGAGCUGAGUUGGUGGAGCUUCACGGCCACGGGCCCCCGGCCGUCGGAGCGUCCGGUGAGCAGCGGCUGCGCCUCCGCGCGCACCCGGCAUCGCCUGGAAAGGAGCGAUGCGUGGAAAGGCGCCGAGCGAACAGUGGGUGACUUGCGACGGACUCAGGAGCUGCCAGUAGAUGAGCCUGCGGACACUUGUCGCGACUCUGCCCUCCAUACCCAUGCAGCUCUGCAGACACAGGCCUUCGUGAAGAGUUUUAUGGCCAUCACGGACAAACGCUUCACCUCGAAGGGCGAGAGCGUGGUCGAGGUGGACACGGCCUUGUCCUCCAAGAAGUCCACCGUGGCCAUGCCCAUGGCCCAGAUGAAACUGGCUCAAACGUUGGAACGCCUCUCAGCCCCCAAAAAGCGCCGUGGCCGCGCGCGGCAGAACGCGGGGGACCGCGAGAAGGGGCCCGAGCAGUCGUCUGAGGAGAUGCAGCUGGAGCUACAGAAGAAGAAGUUGAAGGAGCACACCAUCCGUCGUGUGAUUGCUGGUGAUGGCUACCAGGAGUAUGAGGGGGACUCGCGUUUGCCGGCGGAUCGUCAAAGCACUUAUGCCAUGGACGAGUUGAGCGGCCGAGAGCUCACCAGCACUGAAAAGAGCAACAUCACGGCCGUCUUCCGUGAGUUGCUGAAGACCUCGGGCGUCACCGAGCGGGCGGAGCAGCGGAAGGACGGGCGAGAUGCCAAGGCCGAGGAGGAAAAUGUGAGGGGCCCUUCAGGGGCAGUGAUUUCGUGGAACGAGGUCGCCAAGACCCUCCGUGGUCGUCUUUCAAAUGCUCACGUGCAGCGUUUGGGCGUCUACUUUGGUCUCAAGGGACUCAAAGGCAAGAUCCGGCAGAACCUCUACGUCGAGCGCUUGGGACUUUUGGUCACCGCCAGCCCCGAGCGCCGCCUGCGCAUCGCCUUCGGUCUCCUGGACGUGGGCGGCGAUGGCGUCAUCGGGCGCCGCGACGUCUUUGCCGCGCUGGCGGCCACGCGUUUUGAGGACCCGGGCUUCACCGACUUCGUCACUGCCGUCUUCACGCAACCGGGCGCCUACGGCAUCCACUUCGCUGACUCGGACACGCCAUCGUUGCUGGUGGUGGACGUGGUGACCGAGAGUCCAGCGGAGAAACAGGGCGUGCGCCUGGGUAGCCGACUGGCCAAGAUCAAUGGCAUGCACGUGGACAGGUUGACCCCUGAGGAAGUUAGGGCCCUGCUCAUGAACCCAGCAAGGCCAAUGUCAAUGACCUUCCGCAGCCGACCGCAGGAGCCUUCCGAUUCUGCUGCCGGCAUCAUCGAGCCGGCGGAUCUCAAGCGCUUAUUGGCAGCCCUACGUAUGGAUUUUGUAACACGACGUGUGAAGAUCUUGGUGGCUCACGCAAAGAACUUGAAGAGUCCAGAUCAACACUUCACCAACUCCAACCCCUACUGCCAAGUCGAAGUGGAAGGAAAGCCAAGGACCAGGUGGCAAACCAAAGCGUUGCCUGAAAAUCUGGAUCCGGAGUGGAAAGAGGAGCGUGAGAUUGCGGACUUCGCCGUUGGCGCCACGUUGAAAUUUACCGUGCGGGACAAAGAUUUCGGUACCAAGGAAGACGAUAUCCUGGGAAUCGCCACGUUGCACAGCAGCCGCUUUCAACAUUCCAUCUUCGAUGGUGAACUUCCGCUAUAUGAUGAGAACAUGAGGCAAAAGACCAAUUCUCUCUUGACUGUUCGCGUGGGCCUCAGUGGUGAAGGCGGUGUAGGCCUCACGGACUUCGAAAAGGUCUUUCACGACGGGGAGCCAUCCUUCCUACAGAAGCUGCAGGAAGUGAUGACUGGAUGCGUUCAGAAGAAAAACGAACACCAAAUUCAGCCUGUGAAGAUUCAAGUGUGCUUUCUCAGUGCCACCGGCCUCCGCAAUGCUGACACCGCAGCUUACGCCGCAUGUGAAACUCACAACAAGGCAAAGUUUGACAAGAUCCGUCCCAAGACCGUUUCAGAGACUUUGGAUUUGGUGGCUAUUGGAACAGAGAAACCUCAAGUGGUCGAGUACAUGCCUGGGGAGGCCUUGCGCUUUGCGGUCUUUGAUGGUCCCAAGGCCGAAAACGCCGAGCUGUUGGGAUCCCACGUCUUCGCCAGCGAGCGCUUCUGGCCCGCCGGCUUUGAAGGUACCCUGCAGUUGGCUGAGGAGCAAAGCCGCAGAGAGAAGAAGUCGAAUGUGAUGCUGAAGGUCAAGGUGGUGACCCCCGAAAGCGCGCUGCCACAUCAGUUCGCUGCCGCGGUGAAGGAGUCCAGCGGUGUCAACGGCUUGGAACGCUUCGAGGUGGAAAUGAAGGAGUUACGUGCGCGCAUGCCUUUCUUGAACGAAGCAGACUUUGUGUGGCACACUCGGGUGUUUGAAGCCUUAAGAGACGAGGACUGGUUGGUGCAGAGGGCCAGGUUGAUCACCUCCGCAGACAAGAUCUUUGGCAUUCCUGUGGGGCACAUCGCAGGACGACUCUUUGAAUCCAUCUCGCCCAAGGGACAAGCGAUUGGCGUGCUGGAUUGGGGCAUGUUCAUGCAGAAGCAUCGCGGGAACACUUGGGAUGCCCAGCAGGAAAGGCUCAACUUGACCUUCACGCUCUAUGACUUAGACGGUGAUGGAAUGUUGUCUUUGGCGGAUGCCAUCAGCCUGUCCAGUGAGGUUGUACGCCUUGAAAAGAUCUACGGCGAGGACAGCAACUCCAUCGGAGUUUGUGAAGAGAUGCGCUGGCUCUACGGGCUCAUCGCCAAUGCCGCGGACGGUGGACGUGACGGUGGACGCUUGGACCUGCAGGUCUUCAAGCAAUUGCGGCCGGAUCCCUCCCUCAUGGCCGCGAUGUCGAAGUGCUUGGAUGCCUUGGCAAGAGUCGGUCGAUGA
This is a messenger RNA of Cladocopium goreaui, 3579 nucleotides long. NCBI's taxonomy places the organism in Eukaryota, Dinophyceae, Suessiales, Symbiodiniaceae. The record is from the annotation of a GenBank genome assembly.